This is a messenger RNA of Geodia barretti, 596 nucleotides long. The record is from the annotation of a GenBank genome assembly. Lineage: Eukaryota; Metazoa; Porifera; Demospongiae; Tetractinellida; Geodiidae.
UUGCGGCCGCCGGUGCCGCCGCCCAUCACGAUGAUGAUGUCGUCGGGCUCACGGGAGCAGCGGCGGAGUAUCUGGUCAUCACCCUCGCGCUCGGGGCCCUGGGCCACACCCAAACGGAUCAGCUCAGCCUGCGGUCGGGCCGCGUGUUCCAUCAGGUACUCUUGGAUGCCCCGCCGGGUCCAUCCGUCGUUGCCCAGUGUGAUGGCGUGCUCGGGGCCAAACACCAGGGCCCACUGCGCCGGGAAGCGCCAAGCCAGGCUCGCGCUCUUCAGCGUGUCAGCGACAGAGGCCAGGAUCACCUCGCCAGUCUGCCCGUAGGCGUUGUUCACGGUUAUGGGAUUGUAAGCCACAGCAAUGGUGACGGUGCUGUCUCCGGCCUGGAAGCCUCUGACUGAAACCUGCAGUCGGCAUGCCCACGGUGAGUCCUCUUCGUUCUCGGCGAAUGUCAGAGUGUACUUGCUGGGGUUCCCCAGAGUUCCACGGUCCAGAAUGCCGGGACGCGCCUCAAAGCCGUUCAUGAAGCAGAGCCGCACCGCCCGUCCGAUGCAGGCAUUGUGCCGUUGCCGUGGUCCGAUAUUGAUGCCAUCCGUGAGUUC